Messenger RNA from Malania oleifera, 1096 nucleotides. RefSeq names its product small ribosomal subunit protein eS7. Gene Ontology annotation, biological process: rRNA processing; translation; ribosomal small subunit biogenesis. Lineage: Eukaryota; Viridiplantae; Streptophyta; Magnoliopsida; Santalales; Ximeniaceae. Gene Ontology annotation, cellular component: ribosome; small-subunit processome; 90S preribosome. The record is from RefSeq and is a predicted model, not a curated record. The transcript is spliced from 5 exons. Gene Ontology annotation, molecular function: structural constituent of ribosome. Bases 168 to 779 code for a protein of 203 amino acids.
GGCGAAUCAAUCUCGGCCGUCCAUUUAAGGGCACACGAUUCCCAUCCUUUAAAACCCUACUCUUCUGCCCCGUCUCUUUCCUCCUAGCGCCAGGGUUUUCCUCGCAGUGCAGAUCGACGUUGGUUUUCUUCCCUCGUCGCUGAAUCGUAAGGUCCAGAUUUGUCAAAAUGUAUAGUUCAAGGAGGAAAAUCCAGAAAGACCAGCACGCAGAACCCACUGAGUUUGAGGAUACAGUUGCUCAGGCACUGUUUGAUUUGGAGAAUACCAAUCAAGAGCUUAAAAGUGACUUAAAGGACCUUUUCAUUAAUUCUGCAGUUCAAAUUGAUGUCUCUAGCAAUCGCAAGGCUGUUGUUAUUCAUGUUCCUUAUAGAUUGAGGAAAUCUUUCCGCAAGAUUCAUGUUCGUCUUGUGAGAGAGCUUGAGAAAAAGUUCAGUGGCAAGGAUGUUGUCCUGAUUGCCACCCGAAGGAUAGUGCGUCCACCAAAGAAAGGUUCAGCUGUUCAGCGACCGCGGUCGCGCACACUUACUUCUGUGCAUGAUGCCAUGCUUGAGGACAUUGUGUGUCCUGCAGAAAUUGUGGGAAAGAGAAUCAGAUACAGAAUUGAUGGGUCAAAAAUAAUGAAGGUAAUUUAUGAUCAUUAUGAAGGGCUUGUUGAGAUCAUAGUGGGUGUGGAGAGAAUAGAAAAUAACAAUAAUGUUUUGUUAUUUUCUUCUACUCUUCACUUUCUAAUGUAUUCUGUUGACCUGGUGGUGUUUUUUCACAUUGCCAGAUAUUCCUAGACCCUAAAGCAAGAAAUGACACAGAGUACAAGCUGGAGACCUUUGCUGGCGUAUACAGAAAGCUCUCUGGGAAAGAUGUUGUGUUUGAAUAUCCGAUAACAGAGGCUUAAGAGCUGCUGUGGCUUGUCAUUUUUUUAGUAUUGCUUUUAAUAGGGAACUAUUAAAAAUUUUUGUUUGAGAUUUUGGCCUUUAUGUCUUUUUAACUUGGAACAUGGAAACAUUUUUCUGUUGACUUUAUAUCCUGGGAGAAUACUGGUUGUAGAACCUUGUGCUUUUUAUUUUCUUCGGUUGAAAGCUAUUUAUGGCCUUUUUGUUAA